This is a messenger RNA of Opisthorchis viverrini, 1654 nucleotides long. RefSeq lists its product as hypothetical. The transcript has 5 exons. Gene Ontology annotation, molecular function: ferrous iron transmembrane transporter activity. The record is from RefSeq and is a predicted model, not a curated record. Gene Ontology annotation, cellular component: mitochondrial membrane. NCBI's taxonomy places the organism in Eukaryota, Metazoa, Platyhelminthes, Trematoda, Opisthorchiida, Opisthorchiidae. Gene Ontology annotation, biological process: iron import into the mitochondrion. Bases 1 to 1293 code for a protein of 430 amino acids.
AUGAGCUCCGAUGUUCCACAUUCCAAUCCUCGUGUAUCCGGUGAUCCUGACGCAGCGGCUCGUGGUAUCUACGGUAGGGAAGUUGCACUCAGCCCCAAGGCUGAAAGUGCCUUGCUGGACCGGAUCCCAGUAAACAGUCGUCUUUGCGCUCUGCAGUUGUCUGGCUCAACUAAGGAUGAACCUAUAGAUUACGAAGCUCUUCCGGCGUCAAGCUCGCUUCGCGAGCAUAUGCUUGCUGGAGCAUGUGCAGGUAUCAUGGAACAUAUUGUGAUGUACCCGGUAGACUCUGUGAAGACACGAAUGCAAUGUCUUCGGCCAAUGUAUCAUACGGACUACUCGAACGUUUUCAAUGGUCUUGUUCGAUUGAUUCGCACCGAAGGGGCGCGUGGUUCUUUACGCGGAAUCGGAGCCAUGGUUGGCGGUGCAGGACCUGCUCAUGCAGCCUACUUCGGCUGUUACGAACAUGUGAAAGAUCUGGUUGAGAAGUCACAAAUGAGGUCAACUCACGUGGCACCCGUAAUCGGCGGUGCUUGCGCGACGCUGUUACACGAUGCAGUUAUGACCCCGGCAGAUGCGGUGAAGCAGCGUCUACAAAUCUACCACAGUCCCUAUCACAACAGUGUCGAUUGCUUCCGCCGUGUAUGCCUCACCGAAGGUCCUCGCGUUCUCUAUCGGGCCUACUUUACCCAACUCACCAUGAACAUUCCCUAUCAGUCGAUUCAUUUUGUUUGUUACGAAACCGUGCAAUCCACGUUGAAUCCCGAACGACACUACCUACCGUGGACCCAUGUCUUGGCCGGAGCGGCAGCUGGCGGAAUAGCUGCAGCUGUCACAAAUCCGUUGGAUGUGUGCAAAACCAUAUUGAACACACAGGAACGCUGCGCACUGCCCCACUUAUCUGGUACUUCUUGUCAUUCAACAUCACCCCCAAAUCCGCCCCAAAUUCGUGGCCUUCUCGGUGCAGCGCAGCAAGUAUUCGCACUGGAAGGAAUUCGGGGUUUUCUCCGAGGCCUCGGGGCUCGCGUUCUGACAGCUGUCCCUGGAACUGCAAUAUCCUGGUCUGUCUACGAAUACUUCAAAUGGUAUCAGCGUAUCUCCCCAUCCGAUUCUUCACAAACAGGCGGUGAUUGCGGAGGUUCUGCGGAUAAUACCAAACCAUUUCAAGAUGUGUCUCCGACGGAACGAUCUGUUAGCAGUCGACGGGGGCUGUUACUACCCGCGGCAGGUGAAGUCGCCUACGCCAGUACGGGAAGAGAUGAUCUGCGCGAAGUUAUGUCCAUUGUCAAGGAGUGAUUAGAUUUCAAUCGCGGUUGCACCAAUUCCCAAGACAACGAUGACUACUCACACGCAGUAUGACCUGCUCGCUAUGUGAAUCUGUAUGCGUCCAGUCCCGCUAGUCUGUGAGCACCGUGGCGACUCAUAGAAGGUCGUGCCUUUUUCCAAUUGAUCGAGUUCAUUUAUACAUUCGGUUGCUUUUAUGUGUUGCCACUCAUGGUGGUACCCUGAAUCGCCAACCAACCCAUGGAGUGACUAUGAAGUACCAACCUAACUUUCUUUCCUUGACCAAUGUACAUAGCUAUCUAUAGGAUAUUCCACGUUGUAUAUUCAAUCUGUCAGGGCAGUAGACCUUUUGAGAUUUGUACUUAAAUACGAG